CUAAGAGUCUUCUGUAGGUUAUCACACAUACAACUAAAAAUGAAGUUCUGCUUUGGAUUACUUGACACCCUUGUUUCUGAGACCUCUACCUCCUGGAUUCGCUUGACCUUUCUUUGUUCAAUGCUGUGCAUGUGGACUAGUGUAGAGUGCUGGUCCUACUUCUACUCUAACACCACCAUGCCUUGGGAUGAAGCUAGAGCCUGGUGCCAGGAGCACCACACAGACAUGGUGGCUAUCCAGAACCAGGAGGAGAUCAAGUAUCUCAACACCUGGCUGCCCAAGAAAGUCGGUUACUACUGGAUUGGGAUUCGCAAGAUCAAUAACAUCUGGACCUGGGUAGGGACCAACAAGUCUCUGACAGCAGAAGCAACCAACUGGGCAACAGGCGAACCAAACAAUGGCAAAAACGGACUAACUAAGGGCGUGAGUGAGGAUUGUGUGGAGAUGUACAUUAAAAGGCUGGCGCAGUCAGGCAAAUGGAACGAUGAGAGGUGCUUCAAGCUGAAGACCGCUCUGUGCUACACAGCUGCCUGUAGGAACGACUCAUGCCACUUUGGAGACUGUGUAGAAACCAUCAACAGCCACAAGUGUGUCUGCUUUGAAGGUUUUAGCGGAGAGAAGUGUGAGAAAAUUGUUAAGUGUAACAAAGAGAAGGUGACCCCCCCUUACAAGGGAAGUGUAAACUGCACUCAUAAGUAUGAAGACUUCUCCUACGACUCCUUGUGCCAGUAUUCCUGCGAGGAAGGAUACCAGCUAAAUAGGAUAAAACCCCUGACAUGUACUGCCUCAGGAAAGUGGUCAGAGCAGCCUCCUGCAUGUGAAUUGGUUCGGUGUCAGGAGCUGACUCCUCCAACCAGAGGAUCCAUGAACUGCUCCGAUCCUCUGGGCCCCUCCAGCUACCAGUCCACCUGUGUGUUCACCUGUGAUGAAGGCUAUGUUCUCAAAGGUUCCCCGUCUAACACUCUGCAAUGUGAAGCAUCAAGAAAUUGGAAUUCGUCUCAGCCGGAUUGUGUUGCUGUUCAGUGCCCUGCUCUCCAGAAGCUAGGGAAUGGCAUUGUCAGCUGUGGAGAUGAUGCAGAUAUGAGUUUCAGCUACGGAAGCACCUGCAGCUUCAGCUGUGCCCCAGGCUACUACCUGGUGGGACCAAGCAGGGUGACAUGCACGUCAGCAGCUGAGUGGAGUGAGAAGAUGCCUCACUGUGAAGCCAUCACUUGCCAGAACCCAGAGGGAGAAGAUCACCUGAUCACCAGCUGCAGCCAACGUUUGAAUGACCUGCGGCCAGACUCCACCUGCAGCUUCAGCUGUGCCCCAGGCUUUGAACUGAAGGGAGUGCACACUAUUCUCUGUUCUAAGGACGGACAGUGGACCUCCACCCCACCAACCUGCACAGUGGUUCGGUGUCAGGACCUGACUCCUCCAACCAGAGGAUCCAUGAACUGCUCCGAUCCUCUGGGCCCCUCCAGCUACCAGUCCACCUGUGUGUUCACCUGUGAUGAAGGCUAUGUUCUCAAAGGUUCCCCGUCUAACACUCUGCAAUGUGGCUGCAGCCAACGUUUGAAUGACCUGCGGCCAGACUCCACCUGCAGCUUCAGCUGUGCCCCAGGCUACCAACUGAAGGGAGUGCACACUAUUCUCUGUUCUAAGGACGGACAGUGGACCUCCACCCCACCAACCUGCACAGCGAGAUGCCCGUUGCUUGAGGCUCCUGAAAACGGUCAUGUCAACUGCUCAAGCAAUGAGCCAGUGUACAACUCACAGUGCUCCUUCACAUGCAAUCAAGAUUACUCAAUUGAUGGACAUGACCUGCUGACCUGUGAUCGUCAUGGCAAUUGGACUGGAGAGAAACCCACCUGCCAAGCUCCCCCAUCUCCAGUCAUUGCCAUUGCUUCUAGCGUGGCAACAGGGGGCACUGUCUUAUCUGGUCUGUCUGUGGCUAUGUGGAUCCUGAAACGACUGAAGCAGAAAGCCACCAAGUUUGAGCUGAGCAGCAACUCUGACAUUGAGGUCCCUCCACAGGUCUACAAAAACAGCAUUGACAGCCUCAUAUAAAACACCAUCAUAUUCUUCCGAGGCAACGACGGGCAACUGUAUAUGUCUUUAACAUAACUGCAUGUGAAUUACCCUUCAUAGCAUAAACAAUAUUAAUAAUUUACAUUAAUAUACAACUUGGUAACAGAAAUAUAUCCAAAACCAGUAUGUCAGAGCUAUCAAUGGUGAAAGGAAAUGUGUUUUUUUAGACCUUUGCAUUUGAUGGUUGUAUUAUGUUUUGUUGAAUUUCAUGACUGGAUUUCAUGAUUUGUUCUGUAACGUUGCUCUGAUAUUUAUUUCCUCCCAAGGGGAGUUUUAUAUUGAACACAUUGUUCAACAGCUUACUGGACAUGCUGGAAAGGUGGCUCUAUUCAUGUUAUUCUAAAUGUUACAUAACAUUGUGAGUGGAUUGCGAAGUGAAGUCAUUUCAGAACUGUGAAGAAUUUCAAUGUAUGUAUUUCAGUAUUUAUGUACUAUUUAUUCAACAGGUGCUUAUUGCAUUGGCAAUGUUCAUUCAUAUUUCUGUAUGUUUAAAGCAGUGUUGAUUUUUAUUCACAAUAAAACUUCAAACCACCA
Molecule: messenger RNA, 2604 nt
Organism: Micropterus dolomieu (smallmouth bass)
Lineage: Eukaryota; Metazoa; Chordata; Actinopteri; Centrarchiformes; Centrarchidae
Gene: sele
Product: selectin E
Exons: 13
Coding region: 40-2049 (669 amino acids)
Biological process (GO): negative regulation of complement activation, classical pathway; cell adhesion
Cellular component (GO): membrane
Source: RefSeq, a predicted model, not a curated record